AAGGCGAAGGCGGAGGACGAGAGUGCAUGGAGGAGCCCGAUGAGGAGGAGGGCGAGAUGGCCACCUUCGGGGAGCAGCAGAACGAGGAGGGGCACGCGGCGGUGGCGGCCAAGAGGCGAAUGGAGCGGCCGACCAAGAAGGCCAGGAAGCCAGAGUUCCUCGGCGAGCCCGUCCCCGCCGACGAAGCCUGCGCCAACUGGCCGCAGUGUUACCACUGUGCCUCGCCCAUGAGGUACGCCCUGGAUCCGUCGCCCAUCCGACUCGCCCUGACCCUUCUCCUUCCCGCGCCGGUCGGGCUGAUGUGGACGCGGUUGCGAGCUUGACGUGAGACCAGACGCAAUG
Triticum dicoccoides is the source of this 342-nucleotide messenger RNA. Its product is annotated as DNA (cytosine-5)-methyltransferase 1-like. Lineage: Eukaryota; Viridiplantae; Streptophyta; Magnoliopsida; Poales; Poaceae. The record is from RefSeq and is a predicted model, not a curated record. Bases 27 to 323 code for a protein of 98 amino acids. The transcript has a single exon.